Molecule: messenger RNA, 2146 nt
Organism: Myotis myotis
Lineage: Eukaryota; Metazoa; Chordata; Mammalia; Chiroptera; Vespertilionidae
Gene: CSPG5
Product: chondroitin sulfate proteoglycan 5
Exons: 5
Coding region: 196-1821 (541 amino acids)
Biological process (GO): nervous system development
Source: RefSeq, a predicted model, not a curated record
GCGGAGCGGUGGCGCGGGAGGCGGGGAGCGCGGCGGGGACAGCGGGGACGGCGGGCGCCGGGGACGGCGGCGGCAUGCGGCUCCUCGCGCUGCCCAUCGCGGGCUGAGACGCCGCAGUCCGGCGGGAAGCGCGGCGGCCGCGAGCGGAGGCGCAGCGAGCGGGACAGACCGUGGACAGCGCCCGGGGGCCGCGCCAUGGGCCGAGCUGGGGGCGGGGGCCCGGGCCGGGGGCCGCCGCCGCUGCUGCCGCUCCUGGCGGCCACGCUGGUGCUGGUCGCCGGGGCCGCGCCGGCGCGUGAGGCUGGCAGCGCCGUCGAGGGGGACGAGCCCGCCCCGACCACCGUCGCGUGGGAGCCGCGUGCCAACGACACGCGGGAGCAGGGCCCGCCGGGAGCCGGGGAGGAGGCGGCGGCCUGGACGGCGCCCGGCGGCGAGCGCGCCCCGGGGGGCCCGGGGGUCGGGCCGGAGGACGCGGUGGAGGCGUCGGCGGCCGUGACGGGCGCGGCCUGGCUGGAGGCUGACGGCGCGGGCCCGGGCGCGGCCACGGCGGAGGCGGGCAGCGGGGACACGCAGGCCCUGCCCACCACGGCCCCGGCUCCGGGCGAGGCCCCUGGGCCGUCCUCGGCGCCGCCCGCCCCUCCCGCAGCCACUGCGGCCGGACCGCCCGCCCCGACCGCCGGCCACCAGCCGAGCCCAGGCCCCGAAGGCCCCCAGCAGCGCCCCGCGGAGGUUUGGCCGGACCCGGGAGGCAGCGCGCCGGAGCCUCGGGGGCCAGAGCCCACGUCCCCGCUCCCGGGCGCCCCGGAGCUCCACCCGGGCCCCGACGCCAUCGACCUCGACUACUUCGAGGGGCUGGACGGCGAGGGCCACGGCGCCGACCUGGGGAGCUUCCCGGGGCCGCCAGGGGCCUCCGAGCGCCACCCCGACGACGGGGGCGAGACCCCCUCCUGGAGCCUGCUGGACCUGUACGACGACUUCACCCCCUUCGACGAGUCCGACUUCUACCCCACCACGUCCUUCUACGACGACCUGGAGGAGGAGGAGCAGGAGGAGGAGGAGGAGGAGGGCAAGGAGGCCGCCGGCGGGGGACCCCGGGACGGCCCCGGCGACCUGGUGCCCAGCGAGAGGCCCCGGCCCGGCACCGGCCAGCCCCCCCGCUGGUGGCACGCGGGCCCCCCCCAGCACACCCUGGGCAUGGCCCCCGGGGGCAGCAUCGCGCUCAGGCCCCGUCCAGGGGAGCCCGGCAGGGACCUGGCCCCCGGCGAGAACGGCACCGCCUGCCGCAGCGGCUUCGUGCGGCACAACAGCUCCUGCCGGUCGGUGUGCGACCUGCUCCCCAGCUACUGUCACAACGGCGGCCAGUGCUACCUGGUGGAGCACCUCGGGGCCUUCUGCAGGUGCAACACCCAGGACUACAUCUGGCACAAGGGGACGCGCUGCGAGUCCAUCGUCACCGACUUCCAGGUGAUGUGCGUGGCCGUGGGCGCGGCCGCCCUGGUGCUGCUCCUGCUCUUCAUGGUGACCGUGUUCUUUGCCAAGAAGCUGUACCUGCUCAAGACGGAGAACACCAAGCUGCGCCGGACCCACAAAUUCCGGACGCCGUCUGAACUCCACAACGACAACUUCUCCCUUUCCACCAUUGCCGAGGGCUCGCACCCAAACGACGACCCCAGCGCCCCCCACAAAAUCCAGGAGGUCCUCAAGUCCUGCCUGAAAGAGGAGGAGCCCUUCAACAUUCAGAACUCGCUGUCGCCCAAGCUCGAGGGCCGCGGGGACCCGGCGGAGCUGGAGGCCAACUGUCUUCAGAACAACUUGACCUGAGGAGGGAGGGGCGAGGAGGGGGGCGGGGCGGGGGAGGAGGGCAAGGUCGCUCCUUUGUAGCUGUUGGUCCAGCUUUUCCUUUUCUGUCUCAUGGCAUGCUUCGUGUGUGUUGCACGGGAGGGAGACACAGUCAGCCAGGAGCCGAGCAGAAUCGCGUCCCUGGGUGGUUGUCUGUGCGUCUGUCUGUCCAUCGCUUCUGCUGCUGUGGUUUCUAAGCCUCUGCUGUUAUUCAACUGACUUUUUCUUUUUGUACUUGGAUCCACCUUUUUUUGAAAUACCAGUAAAAACAACAAAAGUUCUUGAAAUAAAACUUUUUAAAAAGCCA